Stylophora pistillata is the source of this 1372-nucleotide messenger RNA. Its product is annotated as neuropeptide Y receptor type 1-like. The record is from RefSeq and is a predicted model, not a curated record. Gene Ontology annotation, cellular component: membrane. NCBI's taxonomy places the organism in Eukaryota, Metazoa, Cnidaria, Anthozoa, Scleractinia, Pocilloporidae. Gene Ontology annotation, biological process: G protein-coupled receptor signaling pathway. Gene Ontology annotation, molecular function: G protein-coupled receptor activity.
UCAAGAACAUUUCAUAUCCAAGGUAUGUCGCUUCAAACAUUACUAAUCCAACUUGUCCUCCGAGUGAAUCUUCUGUAGAAAUGGUGGCCAAGGCCUCGGCUUAUACUAUCAUCCUCGUUGUCUCUUUGGUUGGAAAUGCAAUCCUUAUCCUGUCUAUUGCAAAGAACAAGCAAUCCCGAAAGUCAAUCCACUAUCUCGUUUUCAACAUGGCUGUGUCGGACUUAUUAAACCCAUUUACUAUCAUGCCCAUCAGACUUGUUCAGAUCAUCUCAACAUCAGGCUCCUGGAAGGUUGUCAGACCGUGGCUGGUGGGAAACCUAUUAUGCAAACUUUCCUAUUUUCUUAUUGAUGUGUCACUGGUCGUUUCCAUUGAAAGCCUCUUAUUGAUAUCGGUAGACAGGUUCAUUGCUGUAGUUUUACCACUUAAAGCUAAGCUCGUCUCUUCUAAAGUGCGCCUUGUUGGCGUUUUAGGGACAUGGAUUGUCGCCACUGUGGUCCACGCACCUUAUUUCUAUGCGUACAAACUUAUCCCAGAGGGUAAUAAAACUCUUUGUAAACUUAACUGGGGACCGGCAUUUGACCACAAGAAAACACAUAAGAGAUUUGUCACGGCGACUUUCAUCAUUUUCAUCCUCGUUCCUAUUGGAGUCUUGGCUAUGGUGUAUGGCACGAUAGCAUGGAAGCUCAGAAGAAACAACAAGAAACAUAAACAGCAUUUGGGUUUUCGACACAAAUCGCGGGAUGAACAACACAAAAAAAUUGUCCGAAUGUCGGUGGCUAUAAUAGUUUCUUUCAGUUUUUGCACGAUUCCACUUUUCGUUGAUUCCUUCGCUCAAAUUUUCCUAUGGGAUAUGCAAUUGCCUCCCAUUUGCACUUAUCAAACGGUUGUUCCAUUUUUGGUUGCUUUUAUGUUACAUUCAUGGAGCGCAGUAAAUCCUUGUGUUUGUUUUAUCUUCAACAGUAAGUAUAGAAAAGGCUUAAGACAAAUACCAUCAUUUGUCAGCAGUCAAAGGACAUCUGCUAAUGAGAGGAGUGUUCGGAUGGAAACGAAAAUAUCCACCAUUAGGAAACGAUUGUCGAAAUAAGGCUUAGAUUACUGGUGCCAUCAACUAAGUCGGUAAUGUAAUUCGGCCCCGUUUCGAGCGUUAGCCUUUCGCCAUUUGCUCUGACGGAGGACAACGCUCGAAACUAGGAAAUCUUUACGGUGGCUUAUUUACAUAUCCACUGGACUACUUGAUAAAACCAAAUUGUCUUGCAAUACCCCUCGGCAGUGCAGCACCAUACUUGCUCUUUAGACUCAUCACAAAAUUUAAAUAUUUCUGUCGUCCAUUUAGGUUUUUGAAGGAAGGACGCAAAACAGGUAAAGGUAAAG